Molecule: messenger RNA, 4408 nt
Organism: Magallana angulata
Lineage: Eukaryota; Metazoa; Mollusca; Bivalvia; Ostreida; Ostreidae
Product: apoptosis-resistant E3 ubiquitin protein ligase 1-like
Exons: 19
Coding region: 169-3111 (980 amino acids)
Biological process (GO): positive regulation of protein catabolic process; proteasome-mediated ubiquitin-dependent protein catabolic process; negative regulation of apoptotic process
Molecular function (GO): ubiquitin-protein transferase activity
Source: RefSeq, a predicted model, not a curated record
UAAGAUGAUGAAGAUGUUAUCAUUUGAACGAUAUUGGUUUAUGUAAUGAUUUGUAUAGAUAAGAUGACCUGUCUAGAUAAAUUACAUUCACCAAUGAAAAUGGCAUGCGUCCAAAACAGGUGAAAUCACAAUAAGGAAGCGUUAUUGAUGUAAAAACUUUACCAAAAUAUGGCAACUACAGAACGACACAAAUAUACCGCAGCAUAUCUAAGGAUUUUAACAGUAUGCCUUCUCAUAUUUUUUGCAACAUUUAUUUUUGGACGAGAUCAUUCCACAGAAAUUCCAGUAGAUGUUAAAACCACGAAGGAUACACCACUUACAGUAGAACGAUGGCUUCAGCAGCAAAAUCAACGUAAACUUAAGGAUACCUUUGCUAAAGCAGGUAUUUUGGAAAAAGAGUUAAUUUCACUGAGUAUUAAGGACAUAGAAACCAUCAAAGAAGUGCCAGACAUUGUUAAACAGGAUCUAAAAGCUUCCAUUACAGAUGCCAAAGACACUGAGCGGUUUGUGAUAUGGUUGACUGCUCAGAGGCUGCCUCUCAAUCUCAUUCAAAGGUUAACUCAAGAAGGGAUAAAUGAUUUCAGUAAGCUGUCGCAGUUGCGUAAUGCAGAGAUUGCUGAGCUGUGUACAUCAUGCAGCAUAGAAGAUUUCCAGCAACUGAAACAUUUGGUGAAGUCUGCCCAGAGUUUGACAGCUGACAGCUUGGAUACCAGUGGUUGGUCUGGAUGGUCCUGGUUUCUCUUUAUUAUUAAAUUAGUGCUGACACUUGGGUUAGGAAUCGCCGUUCUGUGUGUGGUGAUAGUCAUGGAUUGUAUCCGGAACAUUGCCCUGGAUUUGAGGCACAUCCGCAUUCCAGGUGCGUCUGGCACAGUCACCUCUGUUCCGGCCUCUGGAGAUGGGAAGAACUGGCUCUGGAAGCUGCUCUUCAACAACUCGGCCUUGUCCCUCGCUUCACAGUUCUGUGUGGUCAAGUGGCACUGGGAGGAACCCCAGGUCGUGGGAAAUACCAUGUCGUUCACUGUGAAGCUGUACAGAAAAAAUGGGAAGCCUUAUGUAACAACAUCUACAAACUCAGUGAACGUUGUCAUACAAUUAAAGAAUGAACAGGUGGCUUGUACAAAGCAGAUUGAUGCUGAAGAUGCAGACCAAAACGCAAUAAAGACUUCCUUCACAGUCCACAAAUCUGGGUCAUACAAAAUCUCCAUCAUGGUGUCAGGGAGGCAUGUCAAAGGCAGUCCCUUCACCAAGACAUUUGAACCUGGUCCAAUAGAUGCUGGGAAGUCGGGGUUCACCAAUUACUGCUCCACCAUUGUGUGUAGUGCUGGGACCCCUUACCCACUCACUAUAGAAACCCAGGACUCCUUUGGGAACCCAGCUGUGUACAAAGCGGACCAGAACAGCUACUUUAAAAUCAAAGUCAUAGAGACAGAAAACAGUACGAGAUAUUUUCCUGCUACGCAGAUGAUUUAUAACCCUGACAAGAAGCAUCUCACAAUGCACAUUAAAAUGGAGCAGGAGGGCCAUUACCAAGCCACCGUUAGCUACGGUGACGCCAAACUCAAGAACGGGGAGUUCAGCAUCUUGGUUAUAAAUGAUGAUGACAUGACCCAUGUUAACAAAAACUUGUCCAAAAAGCAGCGAAACAUUUGGUACGAGGCUCGCCUAUUGUCCGGGAAUGGGGAUAGUGGUGAAAAGGCCAAGAAGGUGUAUGUCUACAUAUCACCAAAGCAAUUAACAUUAAAAGAAUAUUAUCUAAAAGUCAUUGGAAAGAAGUUGUUUACCUGGAGAGUUUGUCCGGGAACAAAGUUUUACUUCAAUGGCUACAACUCUCGCUACGACGCUCCAGUCAUGACGAUAUACGACUGUUCGCAACCUCAUGUAACACUCGCAGCCAAAGACCGAAAUAUCAUUGCAGCUACCUUCACCUCAUUUAUGCAAAGAAAUAUAGGUGGAUCUGAGACAUUCCAAGACAAGCAAACAUACUUCUGUCAGGAAGUUAGAAAAUUCCAAAAGAGUUCCACCACUAUCUUAAAAAUUGACAGAUCUCAACUCUUAUACAGUUCAUAUAGAGCCACAAAAAGCUUUGAUUCCAGCGACUGGUUCAAGUCUUUCCAAAUCUGCUUCACAGGGGAACAAGGGCUUGACUGGGGUGGACUUAGAAGAGAGUGGUUUGAACUGCUUUGUACAGAGUUAUUUGAUCCUGCCAACUCAGAUUUUUUCCACCGGUUUACCAGUGAUACUCAAGGACUUGUACAUCCAAAUGGGAAGAGGGAUGUCAUGUCAAAAUUGCGGUAUUUUGAAUUUGCAGGAAAAAUUGUUGGAAAAUGCCUUUUUGACUCUGCCAAAGGAAGUGGUUAUAGACAGCUAGUCAAAGCCAAAUUCUCCAGAUCGUUUCUGGCCCAGUUGAUUGGACUACAAGUGAAUUAUAAGUAUUUUGAAAUGGAUGAUCCCGAACUGUACAAAACAAAGGUCAAGUACAUCAUAGAAAAUGACAUUGAGGAAAUGGACUUGACCUUUUCAGAGGAAGAAUACUCACCUGAAGGUCAUCUCGUAAAGGUGGUAGACCUUGUACCAAAUGGAUCAAAGAUGCCAGUUACCAAUGACAACAAACUCCACUAUUUGAAUUGCUUAGCUCAGUAUCGAUUGGUCAGUUCCUGUAGAGAGGAAGUAGAAGCCUUCCUGAAGGGACUGAAUUUAUUGAUACCAGACAAUUUACUCAGUAUAUUUGAUGAAAAUGAAUUAGAGCUUUUGAUGUGUGGAACUGGAAAGUAUAGUGUAUCUGAUUUCAAAGCCCAUGCUGUGAUAGAUGGAACCUCAUACUCAUUCUUUAAGGUGUUGGACUGGUUUUGGACGGUAGUGGACAGUUUCACGGAGGAACAGAUGGCCCGCCUGCUCCAGUUCACCACCGGAUGUUCCCAACUUCCUGCCGGAGGAUUCGCCGACCUCAACCCUAAAUUCCAGAUCUCAUUCUCACCCACCUAUAAUACUUUACCCACGGCACAUACAUGUUUUAACCAGUUAUGUUUACCUGACUAUGACUCUAUGGAGAGCCUACACAGAUCCAUUCUAAUAGCUAUAAACGAGGGAUUCCAAGGCUUUGGACUUGUGUAACCCACCUGAUGUAUCGCCCCAUUCCCCCCCCUGUAACACAUUUCUCAGCCAUUACAAUGCAACUGUCAGUUUUCUUUCUGUGGUUCAUCACUUUCUCUUUGUAUUUGUUUUUUUAAAUUUGUAAAAAUCCUUUCAAUUCAUCAUUUUUUACUCUUGACACAAUUUAUGUUAAUGUUUAAUAUAAUUUCAAUUAGUACUGUGGUAUUUGUCUACCAACACUUGAUAUUUAUGACUUUUCCUCACAAGCAAUUUUCAGUUUUGCUUGAGUGAAGCUUCCAUUUUGUAUAUAUAAUUAUAUAUUUAUACUUCUAAAAAGGAUCUGGCCUCUACAUCACCAACUUUCCUCAAGUCAAUACUUAGUGUCAAGUCUGAGUGUUAACCUCAAAUUUAUGCACUUUCCUUUUAAGGAUUGAGUUGAGAAAUGAGUUGAGUGAUUUGAAAAAUUUUGUGACGGUGGGGCCAGAUCUUGUUUUAUUGCAAUGAAAAAUUUUGUUAGAAUUUGAAUUUUUUUUUUUACUUUAUAUCGGGAAGAUGAGUUCCAAAUGUGCAAUUGUAGAUUAUUUCACUGCAAUGUAAUAGUAAUAUAAUAAUGUAUAUAGGUGUCACUUAAUCUGUUAUAUAUUUUACACAAACAAGACUUGACUGCAAAGACAAUGACAUGAACAUUUUAGUGAAUUGGUGCAGUGUAUAUAUACUGGGUAAAAGUUAACAGAGGAAAUAUAUUUAUUUACAAAGUUGUUUUCAAUUAUAUGUACACAUAUUUGUAAGGUUUCUGACUUUUUUUUCUUACAUAGAAAUGGAUGAUGAGGUUCAACAUACAGGACAUGUAAUGUACAUGUAUAAUUAUGUAUUUACUCAUUUUGGAAAAAGGGAAAUGAAGCCAAGGGUAACCUGACUGUUUACGAGAAUUAAGUGACCUUUUUACUGUCAGUAUACCGGUAUUCAAUAAGCAUCACACAUAUGGAAGUUAUUUUGAUGACAGAAAUUUAACUAAUAUGUUAUGCACCAUUAUUCACAAGCAGUAGGACAUAUUUGAUAUAGAUGUUGCCUAAAACAUCAGAAAAAACAUGCAAUUUUUUUUAAUACAGGGUUUAUAAAUUGUAUAGUUAAUAAAUUUUUUUUUGAUUUUUUCUUUCAAGUCCAUCAAUAUUUUUGCAGAACCUAUCAUAUUUGAAGAGAUGUAUGUAUGUGUUUAAUCCUAUCUUUUCUUUUUUUAGGUUACAUGACCUAAUAUUUGUUAUAAUAAGUGGUAUCUAUAAUGAAACUUUUAUAAAUAAUAAAAUUAAUGUGAAGAUAA